UCGGAGAGGGGGCCGAGCGGCUGGCGGCCAUGUUAGUGCUGGAGUCGGCGAGGGCGCGGAGGGGAGGCGGCGGCGUUAGCGGCGGCAGCCCGGGCUGUGCGUGAGCGGGGGAGCGGCUCUCACCCUCGUCGAAGGCUCCGCAGGCGUCACCCGGCCCCCCCCUGCCACACGGAGGGGGGAGGAGACGGCAGUGGUGACCGGCUGCGAGGCGCCGCCAUGGCGGUGUGAGGCGAGGGCGGCGGGUGUGUGACUGGAAGCGAAAGGCGGGCCCGCGCUUUCCGAGUGUGAGGGGAGCCGGGGGUCGGGGCCUGGGGGCAGGGGAGCGCCGCCUGCCCACACCCGCUCCCCCUCCCCAGCGGGCUCACCCUCCACCCCCACCCCGGGGCGGUGCGCGCCCCUCCCGGGCUCGGCCGCCUUCACUGACCAUGGCCUGGGUGCUGAAGAUGGACGAAGCCAUCGAGUCCGGCCUGGUGCACGACUUCGACUCCAGCUUGUCGGGGAUCGGCCAGGAGCUCGGCUCCGGGGCUUACAGUAUGAGUGAUGUUUUGGCUCUGCCCAUUUUCAAACAAGAAGAUUCUAACCUUCCUCAGGAGGAUGAAAGUAAACAUCCACCAUUCCAGUACGUGCUCUACGCAGCCACAUCGCCUGCUGUUAAGCUACACGAUGAAACACUCACCUACUUGAACCAAGGUCAAUCUUAUGAAGUCCGAAUGUUGGAUAAUCGAAAAAUAGGAGAUUUGCCAGAAAUAAGCGGGAAAAUGGUAAAGAGUAUAGUUCGAGUUGUAUUCCAUGACCGAAGACUCCAAUACACUGAGCAUCAGCAGCUGGAAGGUUGGAAAUGGAACCGCCCUGGUGACAGACUCCUUGACUUGGAUAUCCCAAUGUCAGUUGGAAUUAUUGACCCCAGAACUAAUCCAGCUCAAUUGAAUACUAUUGAAUUCUUAUGGGACCCAGCUAAACGCACUUCUGCUUUUAUUCAGGUACAUUGCAUUAGCACAGAAUUUACUCCCAGAAAGCAUGGGGGUGAGAAGGGGGUUCCAUUCAGGAUUCAGAUAGACACAUUCAAGCAAAAUGAAACUGGAGAGUACACAGACCAUCUUCAUUCAGCCAGCUGCCAAAUAAAAGUUUUUAAGCCAAAAGGAGCAGACAGAAAACAGAAAACAGACAGAGAAAAAAUGGAGAAACGCACACCUCAAGAGAAAGAAAAGUAUCAGCCUUCAUAUGAAACAACUAUCUUGACUGAGAUGAGGCUUGAGCCUAUUAUUGAAGAUGCACUUGAACAUGAGCAGAAAAAGUCCACCAAGCGGACUUUGCCAGCAGACUGCGGUGAUUCUCUGGCAAAGCGAGGCAGUUGCUCCCCUUGGCCAGAUAAUGCAUAUGUGAACAGCAGCCCUUCAACCACUCCAGCAUUUGCACCAGGACAAGUUGGUGCUUACAGUGUUCCUGACAGUAACUCCUCUUCACCGAAUCAUCAAGGAGAAGGGACACCACAGUUUGCAGUGGAGCAACUCUGUCCAGCAGCAACAAUACAGGAGGCCCAGCAAUGGUUGCACAAGAAUAGAUUCUCAACGUACGCAAGAUUAUUUUCAAACUUCUCAGGUUCAGAUUUAUUAAAGUUGACUCGAGAUGAUCUUGUCCAGAUCUGUGGCUCAGCUGAUGGGAUUAGAUUGUUCAAUGCACUUAAAGCAAGAUCUGUGAGACCGAGGUUAACCAUCUACGUCUGCCAAGAAAAUCAACGUGCACGAAACGUUUCACAGCUGGUUGGAUCACAAGAUAGUGAAAAUGGAGAGGGUGACAGUCGUGCAAUAUAUGUGUAUCAUGCCAUCUACCUGGAAGAACUGACAACAGCAGAACUUUCCAAAAAGAUUGCAACUAUCUUUAGUAUAUCCCAAAAUCAGAUAAAUCAGGUUUACAGACAGGGUCCUACAGGUAUUCAUGUUCUUGUCAGUGAUCAGAUGGUUCACAACCUCCAAGAUGAAAGUUGCUUUGUAAUCAGCACAGUAAAAGCUGAAAAUACAGAAGGCUACCAUGUGAUUUUGAAGUAAUUUGCCCCAUUUAGGAGUUGAGCUGGACUACAUUUUUGCAUAUAGAAGCUAUCUUUAUUAUGACAAAGGACAUUGUGCAAAUCCAUGUAAAUGUUAGAAUCUGACUUCACUGUACAAAAUGUUUCAUAUUGAAAACACAGCCUGACUGUUCAGUUACCUUACUGUGAGUUUGAAACUUCUGGAAGUAUCACUGCCACCAAUCAGCACCCUCUCUGCACAUCUAAGAAUGCAGCAAGUUUGAGGGUAGGCCUGAAGUCCAGAAAUUAUGGUUCAAAGUGGUCUUUAUAAACGACGAAGAGGAAAAUGGCCAGUAGAUACAGUUUUGCACAAUAAUUGUCUCAUUUGAAGCAUUUAUGCUUCCUCUUACCUGUCUGGUUUCUCGAUUAUUGGUUUUGAAAUUUAUGUUGAAACAUGCUGUUAUUUUAAAAUGUUUUGCCUUUCUUUGUGCUGUAAUGUAUUAUUGCCUUUGCUAGUUUGCCCAGCUAAAACUGUAUUUGCAAGAUCAUACGGUGCAGUUGCUAACCUGCAGGAGAGACGGACAAUAUCAAAAUAUUGUGAUUUCAGUUCAGAGUGACAGCUUGCACCAUUCUUGAGCUUUAUCCCACCUCCACUCCCCAAACGGCUUCCUUUAGGUCAUGUGACUUUAUUAAAAAUAAACAAUGUCAACAGCUUCGUUGUGAGGCUGACCUUGUUUCUGCAUUCAAACAUUUAGUGGAUUUUAGUGUUUCAGUUCAACGUCAGAUCUUUUACCUGUAGAUAAACAGCAGUUGUGAGUAAAGCAGCAGCUUCUUGUUUUGUUAGUGACCCACAAUUGCUUUUAGAUCAAAGAGGAAAGGCGUUUCUGUAUUUAAAAUACAAUAAAUUUAAAAAAGUCCAUAAUCAAAUCCUAUGCUUUUGAAAGCAGUAAUUAAUGUAAUUGUCCUAUAAUUGAUUUAAAUCAUAAUUGUGCCUCUGUGACCAAAUCUCACUGCACUGAUAUGUUAAUAAAGUAUUGUUUGCUUACUUUCUAAAUGUUGAGGGAUUAUAAUUAUCACUUGGCAUUCAAGCGUUUUCAGGUCAAGCAUUAUGAAUAGAAAUCAAAUUUACUCAACAUCGCUGCCCACUUCAACUUGGCAGUUAGAAUUUUUUUUUACAACAAAGCACUAUAGUAUCUUUAGGUGUGGAAUUUCAAAUUUCAAUUUAUUUAUUGGUGUCCUGGUGCAAAAAAAACAGCCAUAGGUAUUGUUUCACUUAAUUUAUGAUUACAAUAAGCACCAGCAACUUUGUUUUUUCUUGAUUUAGAGAUCUUAUUCUGAGAUAUGCAUAAAUUCAACUUGCCUCUAAUAAAGUUUAAUUUUUUUGCAAAUAACUC
This is a messenger RNA of Pristis pectinata (smalltooth sawfish), 3396 nucleotides long. RefSeq names its product upstream-binding protein 1-like. Gene Ontology annotation, biological process: regulation of transcription by RNA polymerase II. Gene Ontology annotation, molecular function: DNA-binding transcription activator activity, RNA polymerase II-specific; RNA polymerase II cis-regulatory region sequence-specific DNA binding. The record is from RefSeq and is a predicted model, not a curated record. The coding region runs from base 426 to 2045 and encodes 539 amino acids. NCBI's taxonomy places the organism in Eukaryota, Metazoa, Chordata, Chondrichthyes, Rhinopristiformes, Pristidae. The transcript is spliced from 16 exons. Gene Ontology annotation, cellular component: nucleus.